Metarhizium robertsii ARSEF 23 is the source of this 738-nucleotide messenger RNA. RefSeq names its product phosphoinositide 3-kinase. The transcript has a single exon. Lineage: Eukaryota; Fungi; Ascomycota; Sordariomycetes; Hypocreales; Clavicipitaceae. The record is from RefSeq and is a predicted model, not a curated record. The coding region runs from base 1 to 738 and encodes 245 amino acids.
AUGGCAACUAUUCUACCCAGGAUCAACUCUGGGAUUCAAGCCGAACACAUGCCUAGAUUCAUAACUCUUUGGAAGUCCAACGCGAAUAAGACCAGAACAGAGAUUACGCCGCCUCCCUCGCAAAGCUAUAUAAACCCCGACUGUUGCGCGGUAGGGCUCCCUCCUUCUGUUUCCCCCAUCGCGAUACUCAUCAACUGCUCACGCGAUCAUUUGCAAAUACUUCUCGACUACGAUCUUCAAAAUCUGCAAAAAUCAAAACAACUGAGGAGCACGCCAUUCGCUCCUUCCUCGAAAAUGUGCACAACUCACAUUUGCCUGCGGCAGUGUGUUCGAUGCGAGGGAUGGUGCGAACGUGAUGUGAUGUUCCAUUGCAAAGAUGUCCUAAAAAAGGCCAAGGACGAAAACAAACCCCCAACGCAUAAAGGUUGUCCUAAUUGGAUAAAGUUUGACAAGAAAUUUGAGUGUGGUGGUAUGGUGUGCAAGGGUUGCGAGAAUAAACCCCCGCCUGGACCGACUGAGAGGAACUAUCCCCCCGACGAGGAGGAAGGAAAAGAGGGUGAGGGUGAGGGUGAGGGUGAGGAUGAGGAUGAGGACGAGGACGAGGAUGAGGACGAGGAUGAGGAUAUGGACGAGGACGAGGGUGAGGGUGAGGAUUGCGAACAACCUAAGCUUUUCGGUUUUUUGGAGCAUUAUGAGGCUUACUUGGCUGCCAAGGCUGCCGAGGACAAAGAGAAUUAA